This is a messenger RNA of Symbiodinium sp. CCMP2592, 2286 nucleotides long. The record is from the annotation of a GenBank genome assembly. Lineage: Eukaryota; Dinophyceae; Suessiales; Symbiodiniaceae.
AUGGACAAGUGCAUCCAGUGCAACGUUUGCAGCGCCAUCUGCCCGCACGCUGUGAUCCGUCCCUUCCUGCUCUCGCAUGCCGAGCUGAAGAAGGCCCCAGAUGCCUUCGAUGCACGCAAGGCAACAGGUGGCAACACCUACGCCGGACUUCACUUCCGCAUCCAAGCCUCUCCCAAUGACUGCACAGGCUGCGAAGUCUGCACCAACGCAUGUCCGGUUGGAGCUUUGUCCAUGCUGCCCCGCCUGGAGUCUCUCGACAAGGGCCACGGAGACAAUUGGGACUAUGCCAUGUCGAUUCCGAACCGCGGCAAGCGAUUCGAUGCCAACACCCUCAAGGGCUCCCAGUUCCAGGAGCCUCUGCUGGAGUUCUCUGGCGCAUGCGAAGGAUGCGGCGAGACUCCCUAUGCCAAGCUUGUGACACAGAUGUUCGGCAAGCGCCUGAUCGUCGCCAACGCCACAGGCUGCAGCAGCAUUUGGGGAGGAACUGCCGGAUGGGUGCCCUAUGCCACGGACAAGGAGUCGGGCAAGGGCACUGCCUGGGGCAACUCGCUGUUCGAGGACAACGCGGAGUACGGGCUGGGACAGGUCAUCCACGUCCGCCAACGUCGGCGCCAGCUGCGUGAUCGUGUGGAGGCGGCUCUUGCCAGGGCAGGGAAAUCCCUCAGCGUCGCGCUGAGGAGCCUGUUGGAGCAAUGGCUGGAGUUUGGAGAGGACGGUAUCAUCUCGGAGCGCUUGAGCGACGAGAUCUUGCCGCUGCUGAAUGCCGAGCAGGGAAAAGCCAAGGAGAUUGCCGAACUCAUCCGUUUGAAGGACAUGUUCACCAAGCCUUCCAUGUGGAUGUUCGGCGGCGACGGCUGGGCCAAUGACAUCGGUUACGGUGGCAUCGACCAUGCGAUUGCCAGUGGAAGCAAUGUCAAGAUCUGUGUGCUGGACACCGAGGUCUACUCAAACACCGGUGGCCAGUCGUCCAAGUCCACGCCCAUGGGAGCUGUGGCCAAGUUUGCGCAGGCCGGUCGCGAUCAGCGAAAGAAAGACCUCGGAGCGAUGGCCAUGGCAUACCAGCACGUCUAUGUUGCUUCCGUGGCCAUCGGUGCCAACUACAAGCAGUGCGUUGAGGCAUUUGCCGAAGCCGAGAAAUAUGACGGGCCGGCGUUGCUGAUGUGCUACGCCCCUUGCAUUGAGCAUCGCUUCUUCAAGACAGGUCUUUCUGCGAUGUCACUGGACCAGCGCGAUGCUGUCGAAUGUGGCUACUGGCCCCUCUACCGCUUCAAUCCGCAUCUCGCGAAGAUUGGUGACAAUCCGUUCAUCCUCGACUCCAAGAAGGUCACUGGGGACGUCAUGAAGUUCCUGAACCGCCAGAACCGAUAUGCACAGCUCGUCAGGAGCUCCCCGGCCGUGGCAGAGAAGCUCCAGGGCGAGCUUCAGGUGUACCUGAAGCAGCGCCACGCCAGCCUGAAAGCCAAGGCUACUGAGCUCUCCCAGGAUGUUGCUGCGCUAAAGGAUGGGCUGAAGCAGGCAAACUCUGUCGCCGAGCCUGUCCUGAUCGCGUUCGGUUCGGACACCGGCGUCACUGAGCAGGUGGCCAAGAAGUUUGCAGGACUUUGUGCCGAGCGCGGUGUCCAGGUUCGCCGGACCUGCGACCUCGAUGAGAUCAGCGACAUGGAGGAGCUUAAGGCUGCCGCGCUUGGUGCGACUAUGGUCGUGAUGUGCUCCACCUGCGGACACGGCGACUUCCCGCAGAACGCCGGAUUGUUCUGGAGCAGCCUCUCUUCGACGACUCUGGCGCCCAAGGAGCUCGACGGCGUUCGCUUCUGCGUCUUUGGCAUGGGCGACCGAUCCUAUCAUGACUCUUUCUGCGAGGCAGCGAAGAAGAUCGAAGAGCGCUUCGUGAAGCUAGGCGCUACGCGCAUCUUGGACAUGGGCAUCGGCGAUGAUCGCGACGAGGACAAGUGGGAGACCGGAUUUACGGCCUGGCUUCCAAAGUUCUGGGCGGCGAUCAAGGCUCCAGAGCCUGUCGACGAUGGCAGGCCGAAGACGCCGCUCUUCGAGGUGAAGUACCACGAGAAUGCUGCUGCCGUCACAGCUGCUAUGGUCCCUCCGGGAGCGCAGCUGCUCACGGUGACGGAGAACCGACGUCUUACCCCCAACGAGUACGAGCGAGACAUCCGCCACGUCGCGCUGAGCCUCCAGGGCGUUGACUUUCCGUUUGACCUGGGCGAUGCCGUCGCUCUCUACCCGGAGAACUUGCCCCAGGACGGUUCCAUCGUCAGUGAUUUGUAUGAGUAA